This is a messenger RNA of Leptopilina boulardi, 5121 nucleotides long. RefSeq lists its product as uncharacterized. The record is from RefSeq and is a predicted model, not a curated record. Lineage: Eukaryota; Metazoa; Arthropoda; Insecta; Hymenoptera; Figitidae. The transcript is spliced from 15 exons. The coding region runs from base 1 to 5121 and encodes 1706 amino acids.
AUGGGGUAUAAGGGCGCGAGAGACCAGGAGAAGGCAAAGUAUUCGAAAGGUUCUGUGCGAGGGAGGUUUAGGGAGAGGGUAGCUUCAGGCAGUAAUAAGAACGACGGGCUUAGUUUUAACUUCUCUUUUAUGUCCGCAUUUUCCGUUGGUGCUCUUCGCCGCUUUGUGCGAAUGAAAGCACAAAUUGCCAAGCCGACUAUUUGCUACGGACAUGGCCUUGAACAUAUGCCGGAUAUGACUAUUAGCGCUCCAUGUGGCGAAAUUAGUCAAUUUUCGUUGGACAACGAUAAUGACAGAUCAAUGAAACAAUUAAAAAAGGGAAGGCCUUUAGCGAUGAUUCACGUUGUCAGGGUGGAAGAAUUUAGAGUUAAUGGAAUCAGUGAAGCAAUUAAAGCAAUAAGUGUGAUUCGUCAAACUGGAUUGACAUACACAUGGUUUAGUUAUUUACAAUCUUUUACUAUAGAUUAUUAUUUUCAAGAAGAAAAAGUAUGGUUAUACAGAGUAGUCUCACUAUAUGGAAAUUUAAUGAAAAACAAUGUGUCUACACUGUCCAACGAAUUUCAAAACUUGUACGAAGAAAUACCAAAAAGUGAUGGAAUAAAGCGGCAUUUAAUGAUUAGCGCUUUUCGCGUUAUUAUCGAUUCACUUAAUUCGCAAGCUGAAUAUUUGUGCUUUCCACUAUCUGAAUACGGCUACAAACUGCAAGUUAAAGGAAUAUCAUUAGUCUUUGACAAUAGUUUUACUGAAAAUUAUUGUGACGGAAAAGUGAUAAUCCUAGAGAUUAUGGCUCUUGAUAGAAUUAUUUUUGAUGAAGAAUCGGAAAUUAGAAUGGAUAUUGAACAACUCAUUAUAGUUGCACCAAUUUGGGAAAUUACUAGCAACAUAAAUAUAAAUUUACAAGGUUAUGAUGGAAGAAAUUUAGAAAUUACAGAAAAUUUGCGGUUUCUAUUAGAUAUAAUAGCGAAUGGAAGUUCAACUAAAUACAUAGAUGGUUUACCAGGUGCACCCGGAGGAGCUGGAGGAUCAUUCUUUGGAAUGGUUGAUACAAUUCUUGGGGGAGAAAAAUUGUUUAUUAUAUGUAAUGGUGGUAAUGGAGGUGAUGGAAAUCACGGUAUAGAUGGAAUAGUUUAUUUAUCGGAUGAAUAUCCACCAGGAAAAGGAGGUAAAAAAGGGUUAGGUGGUCCUCCGGGUAUGGGUAUGAUUUUUAAUUUUAAUUAUUCUACUGUUUCGAACAUCGAAAUAAUUGCUGAAAAGGGUGAUGAUGGUAUAGAUGGACCUAAUGGUUCUUAUAAAGAUUCACCGGAAAUUAAGGAAGAGAUUGAAGAAAGAAAGCAUUUUACCGAUUCUUUACUGAGUUACUAUUUGAAUAAUGUAAAAAAAGAUAAUGAUUUAAAGAUAAUGAAUCCUCUAUAUAAAAUUAAUAGUACACUAUCCGGCAUAGAAGAUUUUUUUAUCACAUUGAAAGAUUACAGAAAAUAUGUUGUAACCAAAGCAAUUGAAACAGGUUCAAUAAGCUGGGCUCAUUUAUACGAAAAACUUAAUAAUAAUCCAAAUGUUGUAAAAAAUAUUGACACAUUUAACUUUGUUAAUGAAAUACUUGAUUUUGAAGGUAAUUAUUCCAUUAACUUAAAUAAAGUUUUUUUUCACAAAUUGUACAAGGGGUGGCACAAAGGUGUCCAAUUAAAAGGAAUUCACUUAUUUACAAAUGAGUUACAUCACGCUGAUAAAAUCAUUGAAUAUAACGAAGUGUUUACAAAUUUAUACAAUAUGAUAGAAAGAAAGAUCGAAAAAAUAUCUGAUAAUCCGUAUUAUUCAUCAAUUCAUGUAAUCGAUGACUAUCUAACGCAAUCCAUUCAAGAUGGUGAAGAAUUAAGGAGAUAUCAAGUUCUUAAUAAACUACAAGAAUUUAGCAACAAUUUUAGAAGAAAACUUGACAUACAAAUCGAGGAGGCAGUAAAAUUGAUUGAUGUAAAUCUCACAGUUUUUUUGGAUCAGAAAAUUGAAGAUGUAAAUAAGGAGCUUACAGAAUUAAUAAAGGAAAUUGACGAAAUGAUAAGCACAAAGAAAGUAGCAAUCAAGACUAUGGAAGAGAAAAAAAGCGUACUCAAUAGGAAACUGGCGUUAAAGAUACUUUUUUCAAUAUUAAAAUUUACUUUUAUUGGAGUUGCAUUUGUCAUGGGUCCAGCUGGUGCAAUAGUUGCUGCUAUGUUAAACACGGGUAUUUUCAUCCUUGAAGACAUUGCUUUCAACACUGACACUAAUACAGGGUUUAAAGACAUUAAAAUGCCGGAAGGUGUAAAUAGUUUACUGAAAAGUUCACUUGAAAGAUAUAAUAAUAAUAGGAAGAAAGAAGAGGAAGAUAUUAAAAAGCAAUUAGAUCUUAUAGAGCAAAAGAGAAAAGAUUUAAUUUUAGAAGGUGAAGACGUGCAACCAAUAAAUGAUUUUAACAAAAAAAUACACGAAAAUUGCAUUUUAAAGGGAAAGGAAAUAUCCAGCCAACGGAAAUGUAUGAUCGAAGAAUUGGAAAUAGAAAAAAAUAAAUGGACAAUGAAAAGUGAAAAUGCAAAAACAAAAUCUGGAAAAGCAGCAAAGUAUCUUAGUUCCAUGGUAAUUGUAACAGAUGUUUUAAAUACAGGUAUAGAGAGAUACAAUAAAAUUACAGUAGAAAUAGCAGCAAAAAAUCAAAACCAACAACAAAUAAAUAAAGAGGAAAACGAUAUAAAUAAAUUGGAAGCUUUCAAGAACAUGGUUAAAGCAGAUUUUGGUCAGCAAAUAGAUCAGAUUCGAAUGAACAUUCAAAAUAAAUCUAAAGAAUUUACUAUUUCUUCAAGUGCUCUUCUUGAAUAUCAAAAAUUCCAUAUGGAUGAUUAUUUAACGAAUAUUUCAUCACAAUUAGAAAAGUGGACUAUGAAUUUAAAAAUUUCUGAUGAAGUUUCAGAAUCAAUGACAAAACUAAAAAAGGCAAUGAAAGCAAUUAUUAAUAUGCAUGCUCUCAUUAAAGAUUACAAUUUUAAAAUUGAAAAUGCUCAGUAUUUGAAAGAUAUUGCAAGUACACAAUUUCAAAUUACGAAUAUAAAAGAUUCUAAACUAUUAAAAGUUUUAACAAAAGUGGAGCAGCUUUAUUACUCAAAUGAUGUUCUCGAUGACUAUAAUAAAUUAGUCAUUUCUAUGAAAUGCUAUACAUAUCCAUUUAUAAAAGAAUAUUCAUUCUUUAUCUCAAUUCCAAAAAUGUAUUUUGAUAGCAAUUUAAUAAAAGCAAGUAUUGCACUUGAGAAAAUGAAAAAUUUACAGUCAAAAUUGAUAAAAAAGAAAGGUCAGGAUACAUUAUUUUAUCAUAUUUUACAAACCAAUUUUAUAAAUGGCGGUGAUUUUCCACCCUUUUAUACUUGGCAUAAUAGUACGCAUUCGUUGGCAAUUAAAGAUUUACUUGAAGGAAAGGAAGUUAAAUUAUUUGCAAAUAUUUCUCAUGAAGACAAUUAUAAUGCUUUAAAGUUUCGAAAUAUAAGUAUUUCAUUCUUUUCUGAAGAUCCACAAAUAAACGAACAAUUAAAGAAGGACUUAAAAAAAUUUGCCAAACAGAAGGCUGAGAAGAAAAUGGACCAGGAGGACGCGCAAGAAGUACAGGUUACCUCUGUUAACAGAAAUAUUGCUAAUAAAGCAAGUGGUGAGCCAUUUUCAAAUAUAACGAGCACUAAAGAAAUAAAAGAAGAUGAAAUUAACAAUAAAAAUAAAUUAGCCAAAUAUUUGAAUUCAGAAUCACAUGCAACUACUGUUGAAGAUGAUCCACCCCAGUGGUUAAUUGAUGAGGCAUUGAAAAAUGAUAACACGAAAGAAAUUAUUUCCGAAUUGAAAGAUGAAUUGAGAAAUUCAAAAAAUUCUGUUGAGAAAGCUUUAAAGGAAAAAUACGAUCAGAAAGAGAAAUUUGAAAAAGAUUUAAAGCGUAUCGAAGAAGAAGCAAAAGAAAAAAAUGAUCUUCUUCAAGCACGGAUUAUUGAUAUUUGUGCUUUCACUUGUCAAAAAUUUGGACCAAAUGCUUUAACGGGAAAAAAGAAAGACAAAUAUAAAAAACAGCUGAGAAUUUUUGGAAAAUUUUCCAAGGGAUUGCAUAACAAACUUCGAAAUACCGUCAUCAAAUUAAACAGAGCAAAAAAUGAAUUAACAAAAAAUCGAAAAAUACUAGUUGACAAAAAUCACAAGUAUGAAAAUUUAAAAAUUUGUUUUUCAAAAUUGAAAAAAGAACUUGCCACUACAGAUCGAAAUUUAAAUAAUCUUAUUAGUGAAAAUACAAGUCUUCGAAAAAAAUUCGAAGAUACAAAAAAAUGUUUGGAAAUUGCUGAUCAUCAUGAACAAUAUAACAAUACACGUUUUAAUGAUCUUCAAAAAUGUCGAGAAUUAAAUAAUUUAAAGAAAAAAGUUGAAAAAGACAAUUCCACUAUAAUUGCACUUCGAAACAAACUUCAUCGUUCUGAGUCAGCAAACAUCAAUAAAGGUGUCUUAUUAAAUAGUUACAAGAAUCAAUUAGUAGAAAUUACGAAAGAACAUGAUCAAUGUUCAAAGAAAAGUGAAGUAUUAGAGAGCGAAAAUAAUUCUCUACGAUCCAAAAACGCGAAACUUAAAGCAAAGAUUUCUUUGUUGGAUAUUGAGAAGGAAAAAUUAGUUUCCGGAUCAGAAAAAUCUGAAGCUGAUAUUCACGAGAAGCAAUAUAAAGUGGUUUUGCAAAAUGAUAAAUUAAAUCAAAAAGAAGCAGAAAGAAUAGAAUUAAAAAUUGAUCAAGUUCUGGUCGACAUGAAAUUAAAAGUCGAAGUUUUAGAAAAUUGUAGAAUUGAAUAUGAUUCUGCCAUUAAAGAAUUUCUACAACAAAUUUACAAAUAUUACUGUGAAAAUGAUAGUGACUAUAUAAAUUACAAUGAAGAAAGCGAGAGAGAGGCUCAUGAAACUGCAUGUUUAAUUUUAAAUAUCACUCCGGGACAAUUGUCACGAUUUUUAAAGGGGAAACCAAAUUCGUUGAGAACUCUGCUAACGAUGGAGAGCGACCAAUCAUUGCGCGCUUCUCCCUUCCCUCGUGCAUGGGUUCUCAAUCUAAACAUUGAGUGCGGCAACAUGCACAUAAAACAACAAUAA